ACGAAAUCGACCAAGCAACCUGAAGAAAUUUCACUAUGAGCAAUAGCCCUGUAUCCGGAAAACAUGUCGAUGAGGCUGAUAGAUAUGCCCUCCCAAGGAACGAGGUGGAACGAGCAAGGCUCGAUAGCCAACACGCCCGCUUGACGGAAAUUCUCGGCGGGCGACUCAUCCUAGACGAUAGUGUCCAACUUAAGCCUGGAGAUCGAGUUCUAGACUCUGGAACUGGCGCAGCUUCUUGGAUCAUUGAUCUUUCAAACCACAUUCCAAAGACUGUCGGGCUUAUCGGUAUCGAUAUCUCCACGGCGAUGUUUCCAAAGGAUCUUCCAAGCAAUGUAAACCUUAUGGAAAUGUCCUCCACGAGCCUUCCCGCGGAAUGGUCCAAUUCAUUCACACUCGUUAGCCAACGGCUGUUAAUGUCUGCAUUCACUGCUUCCCUUUGGAGAACGGCCCUUGCGGAACUGAUUCGAGUACUCAAACCUGGGGGAACUAUCCAGCUGAUGGAAUCCGGGAAAUACGAUUCGUUGCACAUAUCGCCCAAGAACCUUACAGCACUCAAGAAGGCAACAGACAUAGCACUCGCUAUUUCAAAUCUUCGAGGAGUACUUAGCAUAGCAUGUGUAGAGGAGCUCCCUACUAUGCUUUCCGAAGUUGGGUUUUCGGAGGUGCAGAUCCAGAACUUCCGUUCUCCACUCGGCGAACAGUGGGGUGAUCUUGGAGCUAUGAAUUCAAGGAACUUCGAGGUUCUCUUGCGUGGAUUCGGGGCUAUGCUAAUGGCGGAGGGUGGACUUGGAGUUUGUCAAUCACAAGCAGAAGUUGAUGAAACGAUUGAACUUGCAAAGAAAGAGUGGGAUGGAACGCCGGGAGUGUUUAUCCAUUUUGCCGUUUUCACCGCAAGAAAGCCUUUGUAA
Fomitiporia mediterranea MF3/22 is the source of this 908-nucleotide messenger RNA. RefSeq names its product S-adenosyl-L-methionine-dependent methyltransferase. Bases 36 to 908 code for a protein of 290 amino acids. Gene Ontology annotation, molecular function: methyltransferase activity. The transcript has 3 exons. NCBI's taxonomy places the organism in Eukaryota, Fungi, Basidiomycota, Agaricomycetes, Hymenochaetales, Hymenochaetaceae. The record is from RefSeq and is a predicted model, not a curated record.